AUGCCCAGCUGUCUAUCCGCCUGGAUCCACGUGAUCACCUGCGGCCUUGUGCGGGUGGGGUAUGAGGAUGAGGCAGAGGCAGCGGCCCCGCUGCUGGCCAGCCCUAACCCCCGCCGCCACGCAAGGUACGAGCGGUACGUGCGUGACAAGGAGCGGAGGCGUGGUCGGGAGCGCACACUUGACACCCAGCAUGUGCUACCCCACGGCCACCGCGCCCUUGAGCAGGACUACAUUUUAACGGAUGUGCUUGGACAGGGCGCAUUUGGCGUGGUGCGCCUGGCUGUGCACAUGCGCACAGGCUUGAGAUACGCGGUCAAAAGCAUCAGCAAGGCCCAGCUGCGGCGGCGGGUGGAUGUUGAGGACCUCCGAAGGGAAGUGGCCAUCCUCUCCCAGCUGUCGUCACACCCCAACGUGGCGGCUCUGCUGCAGACAUACGAGGAUGGUGCCGCGGUGCACAUUGUGCUGGAGCUGUGCGAGGGCGGGGAGCUGUUUGAGCGCAUCGCAUCCGAGUCGAACCUCACCGAGCGCACAGCUGCCCACUUCUUCCGCAUGGUGCGCGCGUGUGUGUUUGUGUGCAUGGUCGAAGUGGUUCGCCAUGCCCACGCCCUCGGCAUCUGCCACAGAGACAUUAAGCCGGAGAACUUCAUGCUUUCUGACCGCAGCGACAAGGCACGCGUCAAGGCCUGCGACUUUGGCCUGUCUCAGUUCUACCGCCCGGGCCGCAACUUCCACAGCCUGGUGGGCAGCGCAUUCUACGUGGCGCCAGAGGUGUUGCACCGCGAUUAUGGCCCUCCUGCGGAUGUGUGGAGCCUGGGUGUUUGCCUCUACACCCUCCUGUCGGGGCUGCUGCCAUUCUUUGGGGAAACAGAAGAAGAGGUGUUCGACAUGGUGCUGCACGCAGACCUGGACCUGGACACGCCGCCCUGGCCUCAGAUCUCUCGCCACGCCAAGGACCUGGUGCGCCGCAUGCUCCAGCGUGACCCGGCACUGCGGCCAACGCCGGCAGAGGUGCUGCAACACCCCUGGCUGUGUGAGGCGGCGCCUGACCAGCCGCUGCACCAAGUGGUGCGGCGGCUGGCAGCGCUUAAUGCUCGCAACAAGGUUCAUCGGGCGGCUAUGGUUGUGGCAGCCUCCCGGCUGGGGCAAGAAGACAUCCCUGGGUUGCACGCAAUGUUCAGCCACCUGGAUGCUGACAAGUCUGGGCGGCUCACGGCCGAUGAGCUUCAAGUGGCGCUGCAGCGGCAGGGACGAGCGGUCACAGAGGAGGAUGCCCGGCAGAUGAUUGCAGCAGCAGACAUGGACGGCGAUGGCGAGGUGGGGCUGGCUGAGUUUGUGGCUGCGACUCUAGGCAAGUCGGUGACCAGCCGGGAGGACUUUCUGCGGGCGCUCUUCCAGCGGUUUGACUCCAAUCGCGAUGAGGAAAUUUCGGCAGAGGAGAUGAGCUCCACGCUGCAAGGUUUCAACGUGUCUGAAGCAGAUGUGGCGGCGGUGUUGGCGACGCACGACACCAACCACAACGGCCAGCUGGACUGGCAGGAGUUCAAGCACUUCAUGCAGAAUUGCUGCAUUGGCAGCCUGCAGGAGGCGGUGCGGCGGCGGCUGCCCAGCUUUGAGCGCGAAGGGUCGAUGCCUGACAGCUCGGCAGAUGGCUCUGGCCAGCUCCAGUUCUGA
This is a messenger RNA of Chlorella variabilis, 1671 nucleotides long. RefSeq lists its product as hypothetical. Gene Ontology annotation, cellular component: nucleus; cytoplasm. The transcript has 15 exons. Lineage: Eukaryota; Viridiplantae; Chlorophyta; Trebouxiophyceae; Chlorellales; Chlorellaceae. The record is from RefSeq and is a predicted model, not a curated record. Gene Ontology annotation, molecular function: ATP binding; calcium ion binding; calcium/calmodulin-dependent protein kinase activity. Bases 1 to 1671 code for a protein of 556 amino acids. Gene Ontology annotation, biological process: intracellular signal transduction; protein autophosphorylation; peptidyl-serine phosphorylation.